Molecule: messenger RNA, 1152 nt
Organism: Colletotrichum acutatum
Lineage: Eukaryota; Fungi; Ascomycota; Sordariomycetes; Glomerellales; Glomerellaceae
Product: acyl-CoA N-acyltransferase
Exons: 2
Coding region: 164-919 (251 amino acids)
Molecular function (GO): acyltransferase activity, transferring groups other than amino-acyl groups
Source: RefSeq, a predicted model, not a curated record
GUUGGCGCGAUAAUCCUCCGCGACACUAAGCAUCUCAGUCGCUUAAGCCUCACGCCUCGCAUAAAACCCCCAACGUCAGCACGCGUUGAAUGCCCCGAGAGUUCCCAUUAUCAAACUUCACGUCGCAUCUUGGUCGAUCAAGGACUGUGCCGCGCCUAUCUCAAUGGCACCAGAAUCGUCAAUGCACAUCCGGCCAGCGACCACGGUAGACGCAGAUGCCAUCGCCGCCGUACAUUAUGCAGCCCUCGAGCAGUUUCACGACUUCUAUGGAGCUUUCUUCGAGCGCCAUCCGAGGGAUAUCCUCCCACUUUCAACGCGACUCGCUUUGAAGAAUCCCAAAAACCAUUUCCUGGUUGUUGUCGCACCCGACACAGAUGCCGUCGUGGGUUUCAUCAGAUACCACGUCGUCGAUGCGACAGAGCCGCCUGCUGCAACCACACUGGAGAAGCCCACGGAAAGUGCGGAUACCGAACCCACCGUGCCGUCCAUUUUCGCAAUCAAACCUCAUAUGAAAGAUUUGUGGGAGCGCUUCGGCCACCAAAGAGAGGAAGAGAUGGAUGAAUGUUACGAAAAGGCAGUAGAUGGACGGAAACAUAAUUAUGUGAAGAACAUAAUGGUGGACCCUCAUCAUCAAAGAAAGGGCAUUGGAGCAAAGUUGCUCCAGUCAGUCAUCGAUAUCAGUGAUGCUAAGAAGAUUCCGACUUUCCUUGUUGCUUCGGCUGAAGGAUAUGGACUGUACAAGAAGUUGGGCUUUGAGGACCUUGGAACCUGGACCAUCGAUAACGACUACUGGUCUAAGGAAAUUGCUCGACAUGAGGGCGAGCUUGGAAUCAUGGGCAAUGAGGGCUUGGCGCAAACGUAUCGGGAGACACAUGAGGUCGAGAAGUACAUGAUGAGAUGGAUCAUUGCUUCUCAAUGAUCCGGUAGCCUUAUCCGCUGCCUUCAUAAAGUUGGAACGCGAAUUGAGAAUAGAUGGGCGCUACUCUGAGUAUUGAGACUGGCAAGCAAGUAAUACUGUUUCGCCAGAAAAUGUAAUUACCAUUGGUAGCAUGAUCAUGGCAAUCUCUGCCUAGGAUUGCGAAAGAUGCACAGCCUUAUCUACCACUGGGCUUUCCAUCGAUCAGAAGGACUGUAUUCUGCUGAUUUCUUGCC